Molecule: messenger RNA, 991 nt
Organism: Heterotrigona itama
Lineage: Eukaryota; Metazoa; Arthropoda; Insecta; Hymenoptera; Apidae
Source: the annotation of a GenBank genome assembly
AUGUCGGACAGAGGAGGUAGUGUUAAAAUCAUUAACGACGAGCUUCUUCCUUCUCCUUCUUGGUCGACCAAGACCACCAGCGAAUCGUGUGCUCUUCGAGUGUUAUGCAAAGCAAUUACGCCGAUUAAAUCGACCAUGCGAAAAUCAUUAAGCAGACCUCGCCGAGAGAGUGAUGAACUGAUUGAUUUCCACCGAAACACUGAAUCACCGGAACUCAUAAAAUCAAUUGACGAAGCAAUUGCGUGCGUAUGGACCCCUGUCGAGGCAUUGACGAUCGUUUCCCAUAGUUCAGGCGAUUCUAUGGACAUCAACAUCGAUGAAGCAUUCGAAAUUGGCCGGUGGUUAUUUUUAUAGUCUAUCGAUCGCGAGAGAGAUGAUCUCUUGAUGGAGCGGCAUAAACAUACAAUGGGCAAUACCGAGACUAACGAGGAAAUUAAUUUAAAUAAAGAUCGGCGCCAUUCUUGCAUAACGAUCGAUGCUGCUUUUCCAACUAACGUGACGCGAAUGCUGCAUCAGCUUCUGAAAUUCUUCUCAGGUCUGCUCAAUUUUAAAGUAGUCGAGGUGCGCGAGACAUUCGGCUAUUUGACUAACUUGUUACAAAUAAAACACAAUGAUUGAAAUAUUGACAACAUUGUCAAAGCGAAGCUACAAACGAUGAAUGAAAAUUUGCGAAAAUUCAGAGUAUUUAUUUUGAGAAACUUUAUCAAUGUUAAGCUUGUUAGCAGACAUUCGAGGGACAUCAUUUUUUGCACCGAAGAAGAAGUUUCUGCAUCAACGUGAAAAUUGAUAAAAGUAACCUUUGAACUUUCGGACGUGCGUGGUAGAUCCGUUACAUUUCUCUGGAAUAAAAAUAACGUUCUAACGAUAUUGUGGCAAAUAGAGGUUGGAAUUUCACUUUGCGAUAAAAGUGUUCCCUCUGCAAAGAGAAAAAGUAAUCGAUUAUUUUUGUCCAUUUAAUUUACUAAUGUUCAUAUACUUUGAAAGGUCUAAA